This is a messenger RNA of Poecilia reticulata (guppy), 2514 nucleotides long. It is a transcript of the gene tmem223, whose product is annotated as transmembrane protein 223. The record is from RefSeq and is a predicted model, not a curated record. NCBI's taxonomy places the organism in Eukaryota, Metazoa, Chordata, Actinopteri, Cyprinodontiformes, Poeciliidae. Gene Ontology annotation, cellular component: mitochondrion. Gene Ontology annotation, biological process: nervous system development.
UGAAGCAAUAGAUUCCUAUGAGCUUGAUUUAAGACUUUUGUUUUGUUUUAAACUGCUAACUAUGAUAAUAUUUCCAAGUGCAAGUGAAAGACUCAUAGGAUGCACUCCUCUAAAAUACAGACUUUUUUCUUGCUAGACUUUCAUUAGCUAAAAAUGGCUGAUUUACUACAAUCUCAAAGACAAAGUAGCAACUGAAUGUACCUUUCUGAUGAUGAAAAGCAAAGUAGUCUUCUUCAGAAAAAAAAUCUCAUUCAAGAAUGGGCCAACAAAUAAUUUGCAUCCUUCCCAUGAUUAAUUUCCUGAUAUAUCUUGUUAUCCCAGGUUGCUGUUGUGGUUUUGUGUGUUUUUUUUUAAUAAAUACAAAAAUUAGCCAGUUUUAGAGGCAGUGAUGCAUCCUUUAAUUUCACAAUUAUGCAUCACUUUCUGUUGGUCCAUCAGAUAACAUUUAUAUAAAGCACACUUGGAAGUGACGUUACAUAAUGAAGGAUACAAAUAAUUUUGUAAUUCAAUUCAAUAAUUAAAAUAAUUUUCUCCUUAGCGUGCUAAAAAUAAACAUUUGAGGGGACAAGAAACCGGUCUUGCCCUGACUGGCACAGUUGACUCGAUAGCGAGUGACACGUCACUAUUCUCGCGAGAGUUCAGAAGGAGAAUACAUAACAAGUAUGGCGGCGCCCUCACGGACAGAGAAGCCUGGAGUGAAAUAAAAGUGGAUAUAAAACAGCAGCUAUCGCUUCGGACUGUGUUGUUUAGAGUCAUAUAACCUUAUAAACGAAGUUACGGUGAGAAAUGGGAUAUGAGCGCCUUCUUUGCGGAGCUCUGGAGCGGUACUCCAGGCUAUUUCGACUCGGUAAUUUUCAGCAGGAAGCUCGAGCCUUUCAAAAUGCGACCCAGUCGAACGGGGAAUCCACGCGAUUAUUUACCUGGUUCGGAUUAAACGGGGAGAUUCUUGCUCCCACAGCCCGCCAGGUAGCAGCCCGUCGAGGCUACUGCAGCUCCACCCAGCCUGCCAAAGAUGUCACCCUGUUCGAGCACGACAGAACCCGCUUCUUCCGGGUGCUGACGGUCUUCUGCGGCGGCCAGUUCGUCUUCUGGACGUACCUGGCUCAGUUCGCUUUCACCGGGCUCAGAGACACCGGUGGAAAAGGCCGAGUCAAGGCGCCCACCACCACCACCGGACUGGCCGGGAUGUGGAGUUUCGAGAUGAACCUGGGUUCAAACGCCUGGAGGUACGGCUUUACCCUGGGAUGCCUGACCAUAGGAGCGGGGAUAGUCGGGCUCGGGGCUCUGUUCUGCCUGAGGUCCGUCAGUAAGGUGGUUCUACAUAAGGGCGGGAGGAUGGUGACGGUACGGACACAGUCUCCUCUGGGACCAGACCGAGGCAGGACCAUAAAUGUCCCACUAAAUCAGGUGGCCUGCCACGCUCACAGACAGGAGUCCCCCUCUUUCAUCCCGCUCAGAAUCAAGGGACACCGGCUCUACUUUCUGCUGGACAAAGAUGGGACCGUAAACAAUGCCAGGCUGUUUGACGUCACCGUUGGUGCAUACAGACCAUUUUAAUGCAACAUGAUGAGGAUUGGGGUUUCUUUAUUUACUGUGAAAUAAAAUAUUUGAAAUAAAAUGUGGGCUCAUAAAGAUUAAUUUUGUAUUAUAACAUUUAAAACUUUCCUACAUGUUUCCAUAUGCGUCAAACUCAAGCCCCGUGGGCCAAAUAUGGUACGCCAAAACUUGUCUAUAUGGCCCCCUGUCUAUAAACUUGUCUAUAUGGUAUGCCAAAACUUGUCUAUAUGACAGUUUCUCACAAUACCAGAAUUUUAUGCAAAAUCAACAGAUCUUCGUGCUGAUGUAUAACUGUGAGUUUAUUGCUAAUUUACAUCAAAAAUGGUGAUAAACAUUGGCUAUAAGUGACUUCUAACUCAUACUUGCAGGUGGCAGUUUUUCUUUUAUGACAAUGCUGACUCAGCUUUACUUGAUGUCAAGUAAUAAAAAUAUCACAUUUUAUGUCAUAAAUAAGUGGAAAUAUUGCAAAUACUUGUAGUACCACAAAAUAAAUCAAAAUCCUGGGGGGACUGAUGAAUGCGAAAAGAUGUUCAAUAUUAAUUUUAAGUACUUAUUGAAUGCAGAAAGGAAUUUAUUCAUAACUUAACAGUUUGUUAAUGGGUUUUAUUAAUAAAUUCUGGCACAAACUGGCCUUGAGAACAUUCAUGAUCUUGAUAUGACCCAAAAUGAAAUUUAGACACUGCUGGCAUGUUUUAGAAACCUUCCAGAAAACUGCAAAUACGCUUCUACACUGUUCCUUUAAAUGGAAACUAAAAUGCACCCGUUUAGAAGUAAGUGAAACAUUAAUCAACAUAUUUUAUCUACAUCUGCUUGAUGAUUUUUAAGAUUGCGUUUGACUAAAUGUAAUGUUUACUGCUCGUUUCAUCAUUAGUUACUGUAUUAUGAUUUUAUGGGAAGCUCUUCGAUCUUCCUCGUUGCUGAAAUGUGCUGUGCAAAUAAAGUUAAGGUUAAAUAAGA